AUGAGCCGCCAGUUUAACUACCACCCCGGUGGGGAGCGCCUGGGCUUCAGUGGCUGCUCUGCAGUCAUCUCCGGUCGGGUCAGCAGCAGCUCUGCCUCCUUCAGGACCGGCCUUAAGGGCUCUGCGGCCUUUGGCAGCAGAAGUCUCUUCAGCCUGGGGAAUGGCCGGCGGAUCUCCAUGAGUGGCCGGAGUGGGGGCUACACACUGGGCCAGGGCGCGGGCUGUGGUGGCCGGGUCGGAGGCUUCGUGGGCAGCGUGUUUGGCAGUGUGGGGCCCGUCUCUGUGCCUGUGUGCCCGCCUGGAGGCAUCCCUCAGGUCACAGUCAACAAGAGCCUCCUGGCCCCCCUCAACGUGGAGCUGGACCCCGAGAUCCAGAAAGUGCGUGCCCAGGAGCGGGAGCAGAUCAAGGCCUUGAACAAUAAGUUUGCCUCCUUCAUCGACAAGGUGCGGUUCCUGGAGCAGCAGAACCAAGUGCUGGAGACCAAGUGGAAUCUGCUUCAGCAGCUGGACCUGAACAACUGCAAGAAGAACGUGGAGCCCAUUUACGAGGGCUACAUCAGCAACCUGCAGAAGCAGCUGGAUGCACAGUCAGGAGACAGGGUGAGGCUGGAGUCAGAGCUAAGGAACAUGCAGGAUUUGGUGGAAGACUACAAGAAUAGGUAUGAGGUGGAGAUCAAUAGACGCACGGCUGCAGAGAAUGAGUUUGUGGUGCUCAAGAAGGACGUGGAUGCUGCUUACACAACCAAGGUCGAGCUCCAGGCCAAAGUGGACUCCUUGACAGAUGAGAUCAAAUUCUUCAAGUGUCUCUAUGAAGGGGAGAUUGCUCAGAUGCAGUCCCACAUCAGUGACACCUCUGUCAUCCUGUCCAUGGACAACAACCGUGACCUGGACUUGGACAGUGUCAUAGCGGAAGUUCGUGCCCGAUAUGAGGAAACAGCCCUGAAGAGCAAGGCUGAGGCCGAGGCCCUGUAUCAGACCAAGAUCCAGGAGCUCCAGAUGGCAGCCGGCCAGCAUGGAGAUGACCUGAAACAUACCAAGGCUGAGAUCAUAGAACUUAACCGGCUGACCCAGAGGAUCCGUUCAGAGAUUGGGAAUGUGAAGAAGCAGUGUGCGAACCUGGAGACGGCCAUCGCCGAUGCAGAGCAGCGAGGGGACUGCGCUCUGAAGGACGCCCGGGUGAAGCUGGACGAGCUGGAGUCCGCCCUGCACCAGGGCAAGGAGGAGCUGGCCCGGAUGCUCUGUGACUACCAGGAGCUCACGAGCGUGAAGCUGGCCCUGGACAUGGAGAUCGCCACCUACCGCAAGCUGCUGGAGGGAGAGGAGUGCAGGAUGUCUGGUGAAUAUCCAAAUUCUGUAAGCAUAUCUGUCAUCAGCAGCACCAACGCUGGGCCAGGCGGAGCGGCCUUCAGCCUGGGCUUUGGCUCCUCAAGCAGUUACAGCUACAAACCUGCAGCCACCGAUGUCAAGACCAAAGGCAGCUGUGGCAGCGAAUUCAAGGAUCCCCUUGCCAAAGUUGCGGGCAGUGGCUGUGGAACAAAAAAGGCCUCCCGAUGA
Messenger RNA from Elephantulus edwardii (Cape elephant shrew), 1554 nucleotides. RefSeq names its product keratin 72 (gene KRT72). The coding region runs from base 1 to 1554 and encodes 517 amino acids. Gene Ontology annotation, molecular function: structural constituent of skin epidermis. NCBI's taxonomy places the organism in Eukaryota, Metazoa, Chordata, Mammalia, Macroscelidea, Macroscelididae. The transcript has 9 exons. The record is from RefSeq and is a predicted model, not a curated record. Gene Ontology annotation, cellular component: keratin filament. Gene Ontology annotation, biological process: intermediate filament organization; keratinization.